Oncorhynchus mykiss (rainbow trout) is the source of this 2431-nucleotide messenger RNA. The record is from RefSeq and is a predicted model, not a curated record. NCBI's taxonomy places the organism in Eukaryota, Metazoa, Chordata, Actinopteri, Salmoniformes, Salmonidae.
ACAGAUACCCAAAAACAUUAGCACUGGGAUUAAAAUGACAUUUUUGUAAAAAAUAUAUAAUGGUUUUAAACACACAAAAUAAAGGAGUCUAGUGAUGAAAUAUGUUGACAUAGAGUGUAGAUGCAUGAAGACACGUUGACAUUUACCUUUUUUGAAUACUGUGGAGCUCCAAGGAUUCAGGGUUAUUGUAUCCAGAGUCCACUUCCAACUAGACAACUAGUAUAACUUGUGAUGGGCUCUACAAUGUGAAAAGCAUUACAUGGAUGAUGGAAUACAACUGCAAGAAAUGGUUGUGUGAAAUGUUUAUGCGAAAUUAGGUUCAAACCAGAGUUUCUGACACUGUUGACACAACCAAGUCAAAGUCUAUUGUAUACACAACUGUGUGAGGUUAAAUGCAAUUACAUUAAAAGAACCAAAAGUAUGACAUCAUUGCACUGUAUUUGACUUUCACUGACAGAUUCUGGUACAAGCCACGCCCUGAAACCAAGUUCUCGACACUCCUAUAUUCGUCAUACACUCAUGUAUUACACAUAUGGUCUCUAAUCUUUCCUCCAAUUGGAUGUCUAUUACAAAUAGUGAAUGAAUUGACUUCAGCUCCCAAGGACCAGGGAAGGAGAGUUGGAGACCACUUAUUUUAUAAAUCGUCCCAUAUUUCCUGGUGUCCAUUCCAUUCACUCCAUCGCUGCGAGACAAUGAAGGAUACACACACCCUGCUCAAUCUGCUUCUGCUGCUAGUGUACCUGGCAGGAUCAGCUGUGACCACUGAUGGAGGGAAGGACAGUACCGGUGGUCCCUUGGAACUAACCAUUUUGGGACCAGACUUUGUGACUGUGGGCGUGCCAUGCAGUUUUGACUGUACCGCCCAGUGCUCUCCUUCCUGUAGCUACAGAAUGAGUAUCGACGGGCAGAUUGGACAGGGGAACGAGCUGUUCUUCACAGCUCGCCAAUGGGAAGAGUCCCUAAACCUCACAUGCACCGCAAGGAAUGAUGACUCUGGGAGGUCCUCUACAGUAUCUAAGAUACUGCAGGUUUUAGCUGGACCAACCAACGUAUCAAUCACAGGCCCUGCCCUGAUGACCCCAGGGGCCCCUCAAAGUUUCCAGUGUAACGCCGACUGCCGUCAGUCCUGCAACUACACAUGGGGGAUAAAUGGCCGAUGGCUCGGGGGACAGGGGAACGAGAUUACUGUAACUCCCGAAGAAUUGGCCACCUCUGUUACCCUGAACUGCAAGGCCAUCAACAGUGUGUCUGGGCUCUAUGACAUGGCAACAAGGACAAUACCUGUGACAUGUGGUCCCUUGGAACUAACCAUUGUGGGACCAGACUUUGUGACUGUGGGCGUGCCAUGCAGUUUUGACUGUACCGCCCAGUGCUCUCCUUCCUGUAGCUACAGAAUGAGUAUCGACGGGCAGAUUGGACAGGGGAACGAGCUGUUCUUCACAGCUCGCCAAUGGGAAGAGUCCCUAAACCUCACAUGCACCGCAAGGAAUGAUGACUCUGGGAGGUCCUCUACAGUAUCUAAGAUACUGCAGGUUUUAGCUGGACCAACCAACGUAUCGAUCACAGGCCCUGACUUGAUGACCCAAGGGGCCCCACAAAGCUUCCAGUGUUACGCCGACUGCCGUCAGUCCUGCAACUACACAUGGGGGAUAAAUGGCCGAUGGCUCGGGGGACAGGGGAACGAGAUUACUGUAACUCCCGAAGAAUUGGCCACCUCUGUUACCCUGAACUGCAAGGCCAUCAACAGUGUGUCUGGGCUCUAUGACAUGGCAACAAGGACAAUACCUGUGACAUAUGGUCCCUUGGAACUAACCAUUGUGGGACCAGACUUUGUGACUGUGGGCGUGCCAUGCAGUUUUGACUGUACCGCCCAGUGCUCUCCUUCCUGUAGCUACAGAAUGAGUAUCGACGGGCAGAUUGGACAGGGGAACGAGCUGUUCUUCACAGCUCGCCAAUGGGAAGAGUCCCUAAACCUCACAUGCACCGCAAGGAAUGAUGACUCUGGGAGGUCCUCUACAGUAUCAAAGAUACUGCAGGUUUUAGAUGAUGGAAAAUCCAUGGCCACACAGGCUGAACAGACUAUAGACCUGCUUCUGUUCACAUUCACACUCUCACUCUACACCGUAAUAUCAACAUAAUCCAGGAAAAGGUGCUUUUAUACAAGGAAGUGAUCUGUUCACCACAUGCAUAUCUGAAUAAUUUGAAAACAUGUCAUCAUUAUUACAGACAGUGAUGGAACAUGUGGUUUAUUGGUAAAGAACAAAGAACAAACAGUGCCUCUCAUAUCAGGAUGUUAACGAUAUUUGCUGAUGAUAAGUGAAGUGGAAAGGCUUGGCUGAAUCUUUCACUAUCAAAGCACUACGUGUGUUUGUGCAAGUAUCAUGUAUAGCCUAUUUGGAUUAAAUAUUUAAUAAAGACACAUAUACAUUAA